Messenger RNA from Mytilinidion resinicola, 1169 nucleotides. Its product is annotated as NAD(P)-binding protein. The transcript has 3 exons. Bases 222 to 971 code for a protein of 249 amino acids. The record is from RefSeq and is a predicted model, not a curated record. NCBI's taxonomy places the organism in Eukaryota, Fungi, Ascomycota, Dothideomycetes, Mytilinidiales, Mytilinidiaceae.
AAAGGAAACGAAGAUUACACCUUCCUCUUAGAAUUACUCAGCAUGCAGUUAAAAUGAUCGCAUUGAUAAUCAAGAUUUGAUGUAGCCAGUAAUAACGUAGCGCGAGAGUAACAGAUUGAUGGCGACAUUUUUCAGGUUCAUGGUGCAACAGAACCGAAGAGAUAAGUUGACCUUUUUCUUUCUGCUUCUUUAAAUAAUAUUGAAUACAAAUAUACCUGAGUAUGGUAUCCGACAAAUUCUUUGCUAUCGUUGCCGGUGUCGGCCCGGGGACGGGAAGAUCAGUGGCCAUCCGAUUCUCGGAAGCCUACCCGGUUGUUCUGCUGGCUCGCUCCCCAGAAAGCUACAACAAUGUUGUCGCCGAGAUCAGUAAGGCCGGCAGGAAGGCGAUCGGCAUUACUGCCGAUGCAACGGAUGAGUCUUCUAUCACAUCAGCGUUCGAAACUAUCAAGAAGGAGCUCCCCGACUUCAAGCUCGCAGCUACGAUCUACAACGUUCGACCCAACUCACGACCAAGCCGUAAACCAUUCUUGGAAUUGACUUUAGAGGACCUAGAUACCAGUUUGAACGGCAAUAUUCGUGGUCUCUUCAACUUUGCUCAAAGCAUAUUGCCUCUACUGCUCGGGUCGGUAGAGCAUUCUCCUCAACCGCCAACUCUGAUAGUAACCGGGGCGACCGCAUCGAUUAGAGGGUCAGCAAAAUGGUCUGUUAUUGCCGCGGGCAAAUCUGGGCAGCGCAUCUUAACGCAGUCUUUGGCAAGAGAGUUCGGUCCGCUGGGAGUUCAUGUCGCCCAUGCCGUCAUCGAUGGCGGCAUUGAUGUCCCUGACGCGACGCAUUAUCCUCGCAAUGACGGAACUCCAGAUGGCAGAAUCAGUCCUUAUGCUAUUGCCGAAAGCUACUGGUAUCUGCAUACGCAACAUAAAUCAGCAUUCACCCAGGAGUUGGAUUUGAGACCUUUCAUCGAGCAUUUCUAAGUGAACAGACUUUGAACAGGCUCUAAAGAAUCAUUCAGACAAGCCUCAAUGGAUAGCCUGCUUUUGCUACCCAGAACUUGAAUCUCUGCACAAAAUUGGAAGCUCACACUGCGACGGCGAGGAUUUUUUGAGGAGGAUGUUGAUCUUGUUUCAUAUCUCAGUCAUUAAUGAAAGUCACAUCCAUGUGAUAUCAUUCGC